UCCCCCGCCUCCACCGCACUACCCAGCUCCGGACCUGCACAGGGAGUUGGGUGUUUGUCGCUGGCGUGAGCGGCGUUCUGGGCUGAGGUCGGCACAGACAGCACCCCGGGGAGUCCCGACCCGAAGUUGCUGUUCGGCCGUGGCAGUUCCGGAGCCUCCCGCCUGCGGCCCGCGGAACACCCGAAGCCUGGGUGAGGUGAGCGGCGGAGGCUCGGCAGGAUGCGGGAGGGAGGACCGGGCUUCGGGAGGAUGCGGCGCCGGGGUAUGGGACAAAGGCCCAGGAGGCGCGAGCCGGGCCUUUGUGGGCGCCGGCGGGCCGAGGGCCGGGCACCCCGGCUCUGUCCGCCUGCCGCCACCAGCCAUCCCACAGUACCCGUGAACGAGACAGGUCGGGCACUUCGUCCCCAUUGGCUGGACCCAGCCACCCUUCUGCUUCCUCCCGACCCGUUCCCAGUGCGCUACCUGCCCAGCGCCUUACGGCAUUUGAAUUUGUUUCGGGCCGGCAGUGAACGUGAGAAAUUUCCUCCCCUUACCAUCACUCCUGCACUCCCGAGUGACAGGCUUGUUUUGCGCGAGAAGUGAGUCGCCGGCUUCCCCCAGUGGCAGAGCCAGGACUGGAACCCAGGUUUUUGGUUUUCUGUGCCCUUUUCUCAGGACAGCAGCCCCCUCCCCGCCAUAGGAGAGCUGAUGUUUUCCCUUUCCGAAAAAGCUUUCUCUAGAAAUCUGGAAAUUGUUUCCUUGACAGGAGGGGGAGGAAUUGGGUGGGAAGGCUUGAGGUGGAGAAAAGUUGUCACAUGCACGCAGGGAGGUUAGAGCAGGUGCUCUGGAGCCCGCGGUGCUUGGAAUCCUGGUGCCACCCUCCCUGGCUGUGUGGACUGGGGCAAGUUGAUCCCACUCUGCCCUCAGUUUCCUGAUCUAUAAAAUGGGGUGCUGACAGUGCCAACUGUGCUGUGGGACUCGAUGAUGUAUUGAUAGGUAGUGCCUGGCACGCGGUGAGGCUCAGGGAGUUGCUGCUACUGCUGAUGGAGUCCUAGGACCUUUUCCUCUGACCCAGGGAAAGAGCUGGGCCUGGACCAGGACCCAGCCCUUCUCUCUGGUCCUGUCUACUCCUAGCUCCUGACUUCCUUCCUGAGGGCACAUGGCAUCAUUCUCAGGUGGUGUAAAGGUUUCAGAGCUGCUGAUUCUGAGGGGUGCAAAGCAGAAGGGGCUUCCUCCUGGCUCCCAUUUUCUUCUCUCAGAUUUGGCUUCUGGAGACUUCUCCCAACCUAAGGGGAAACUGCCCAGAAAGAGGACAUGGCUACUGAACAGAGGGAAGCAAGGUCUCAGCUGUCAGUGACGUUCGAAGAUGUGGCUGUGCUCUUUACGCGGGAUGAGUGGAGAAAGCUGGCUCCUUCACAGAGAAACUUGUACCAAGAUGUGAUGCUGGAGAACUAUAGCAACUUGGUGUCAUUGGGACUCCUAUUUUCCAAACCUGAGGUGAUCUCCCUGUUGCAGCAAGGAGAAGAUCCCUGGAAGGUAGAGAAAGAAAGCCCUGGAGGCUCCUCUGUAGGAUGUAAGAGCAGUCCUAAAACCACAAAGUCAACUCAAACUCAAGACUCAUCAUUUUGGGGGCCAGUAAGGAAAAGACUCCAAAAAAAUGAACCCUGGAACUUCAUAUCAGAAAAAUCCUGCUUAUAUGAAGACAGAAUAAAGAAACAGAAGGACAAAAAUGAAAGUUUACAAAUAAUUUCAGUCACCCAUACAAAGAUCCUCACUGUAGAAAGAAGCCAUAAAAAUAAUGACUUUGGCCAGAAUUUCAGCCUGAAAUCAGUGUUUGUUAAGCAACAAAAGACUGCUAGAGAAAAAACACCCUCAAAAUAUGAAAUACAAAGAAAUAGCUUCAGGCAGGAUUCAAAUUUACUUAACCAACCAAAAAUCAAGACAGCAGAAAAACGCUAUAAAUGUAACAUUUGUGAAAAAGCCUUCAUUCACAAUUCAUCCCUUCGUAAACAUCAGAAAAACCAUACUGGAGAGAAAUUAUUUAAAUGUAAAGAAUGUUUGAAAGCCUUCAGCCAAAGUUCAGCUCUUAUUCAACAUCAAAGAACUCAUACUGGAGAGAAACCCUAUAUAUGUAAAGAAUGUGGAAAAGCCUUCAGCCAUAGUGCAUCCCUUUGUAAACACCUAAGAACCCAUACUGUGGAAAAAUCCUAUAGAUGUAAAGAAUGUGGUAAAUCCUUCAGCAGAAGGUCUACCCUUUUUAUACAUCAAAAAAUCCACGCUCGAGAAAAUCCCCACAAAUAUAACCCAGGAAGGAAGGCAUCCAGUUGUAGCACAUCCCCUUCUGGAUGUCAGAGAAUUCAUCUCAGAAAGAAGUCCUAUUUAUGUAAUGAAUGUGGCAAUACCUUUAAGUCUAGUUCAUCUCUUCGUUAUCAUCAGAGAAUUCACACAGGAGAGAAACCUUUUAAAUGUAGUGAAUGUGGGAGAGCGUUCAGUCAGAGUGCAUCUCUUAUUCAACAUGAAAGAAUUCACACUGGAGAAAAGCCUUAUAGAUGUAAUGAAUGUGGAAAAGGUUUCACUUCUAUUUCACGACUUAAUAGACACCGAAUAAUUCAUACUGGAGAGAAACUGUAUAAUUGUAAUGAAUGUGGUAAAGCCUUAAGUUCCCACUCGACACUCAUUAUUCAUGAGCGCAUUCAUACUGGAGAGAAACCAUGUAAGUGUAAAGUGUGUGGGAAAGCCUUCAGACAAAGUUCAGCUCUCAUUCAACAUCAGAGAAUGCAUACUGGAGAAAGACCCUAUAAAUGUAAUGAGUGUGGGAAAACAUUCAGGUGUAACUCAUCCCUUAGUAAUCACCAGAGAAUUCAUACAGGAGAGAAACCGUAUCAAUGUCUGGAAUGUGGGAUAUCCUUUGGCCAAAGUGCAGCUCUUAUUCAACAUCAAAGAAUUCAUACAGGAGAAAAACCCUUUGCAUGUAGUACAUGUGGGAAAACUUUUAGGCAGAGCUCAUCACUUAUUGCGCAUCAAAGAAUUCAUACUGGAGAGAAACCCUAUGAAUGUAAUGCAUGUGGGAAACUCUUCAGCCAGAGGUCGUCCCUUACUAACCAUUAUAAAAUUCACAUUGAAGAGAACUCCUUCAAAGUGGAUUUGCAUGUGUGAAAUCCUUAAACCAAAGCUUAUUAGAAUACAGUUGGCCUUGCUUAUCUCUGGGUUCCACAUCCACUGAUUCAAAUAACUGCAAAUUUUAAAUAUUCAGAAAAAAAAUUCCAGUAAGUUCCAAAAAGCAAAAUUUAAAUUUACCACACACCAGCAACUAUUUUCAUGGCAUUUGCAUUGUAUUAGGUAUUACAAGUAAUUUAGAGAGGAUGUGCAUAGGUUAUAUCUAAAUUCUACACCAUUUUAUAUAAGGGAAUUGAUCAUCCUCAGAUUUUGGUAUCUGUUGGGGGGGGGUCCUGGAAACAGUCCCCAAUAGAUACUGAGGGACAACUGUAUACAUACUAGAGAAUGAUUUAGUAAAUGUAAUGAAUAUGAUAAAAUUUCUAUUUUAAUUUAGUCCUCACAGUUAUUAAAGUCUAAGGAUAAAUCUUGACUGUGUAAUAAAUACGUGGGACACUUUCAUACCUGUCAGUCACUUUUUUAAAUAUCCUGAGACAAAUCACAAAAUACUGAUUUUGGCCAUUUGUAAGAUAAAAGGUAAGGUUUUUCUCUUAUACAGCAUUAUACACUUUAUGCAACACAUAAACAGAAAAAUUUGGAUGCAGGGGUACUGGAUUUCUCAUUAGAAACCAACUGUAUAAGCUAAUAGCAUAUUUAUUACAACUAACAUUUUAAUAGCAAACAAAAUCUUAAAAUAUAUGCACUUAUAGAGCCAAGGACCAAAUAAUAGAUAAAAAUAAACUGCAAACUACCUCAGUCUGGAACUUGCCUUUUCUUAAACUAUUGUCAAACUUUGUACAUGGUUUUCAUCAAAAAAGAGGCAAAACAAAAACAAAACCCUCUGUUCUCUUCCUCCUUUAUUUUUCUAGUUACUUCCAAACUACACAUGUUUCCCAAAUUUUUAUGCAAUUUCUAAUUUUGUUUUUAGAAUUAUUUUUCUUUGUAUUGAAGUCAUAUUUAUUCUAUAACUGUACUUGCUAUGUUCUAUACAGCGUGCUAAUUUAAGUAGGAAAAAUAUACUUUGAUUAGGUAAUCACUUUGAAGUUAAAGCUGUUUUUUUAGUUCACUGCAGAAGAAUUCCUAAGAACCUAUCACCUGUAGCAAAGUCUUAAAAAGGGAUCAACUUCAUGAAAUAAAAGCAUGUUUUCCCCACUUGAGGUUUUCUAAUUUUUUAAAAUCUCAGACUCCAAAGGAAAAUAAAAGAAGGGAAAGAAUUCUAAACCAUUUAAAAGCCAGUUUACUCAGUAAAUGUUUCUUUAACCCCUGAGCCAGGUAUUAUCCCAGGCACUGGAAAUUGUUCAGGAGAAAAGAACAGGCCUUCAAGAAGUCAUGAAUUGAGGGGCAAAAGGAGAGGGUUGAAGAGGUAACAAAGUAAGUAAAUUACCAUGUGUUAGAGUAGUUUUCACAGAGAAAUAGAUGAUACAAUGAUACUAUGUUACCGAACACAAAUACUGUAGAGAUUUGUGCAGGAUGUGGAAAGAAAGAAUGGACCUAACGAAGGGAACCCCAAAGGAGCAGGGACAGUCAUUCCUGAGCCCAAUUUUGGAAGAAUAAUGGAAAUUCUCCAGAGAGUGAGAUGAGUGCUUCAAGGGGAGGGAGCCACAUAAGCAAAGGUAAAGGUGGGUGACAGCAUGACAUGUUUGUAGAACACCUGUUAAGUUGUGAGAAUGACAGGUUGAAGCUUGAAAAGAAGGCAGAACUGAAGGUCUUACUGCCAUCCUAAAGAACUUGAAUUUGAUUCUGAAAUUUCUAGAACCAAUGAAAGAUUUUAUAUAAGGGAAAUUGUUCUGGCAGUAAGGUGUAGAGACUGAAUUUAGGAGGUUGAAGACAGCUGAACAGACAAACCUAGAAGACUAGAGCCAGAAGACUAGAAUUCAGAGUAAUUACACAGUUGGUAGUCAAAACCACACUAUGUGAACUUGGCCAGCAGAGUGUACAGAUUAGAAUGAGAAGCAGGGAUCAUGGAUAAACCCUACAAAAAAUAUCAGUAAAUAAGGAGUUGGUAGAGGAAAAGGAAUUUAACUAAGAUGAAAUGGAAUGGCCCUAGAGGUAGGAGAAAAGCCAGAAGAGUGAUGUUACUGAGCCCAAAGGAGAACUGAAUCUCUGUAGUGUCGGGUGCCACAGAUCACAUAACAGAGUAAAUUGGAAUUGGUAGCUAGAAUGUUGGAGACCUUGGCAAGAGCAAUUUCUGUUAAUUAGGGUGAACAGAAGCCACAUUAUUCUAGGUUAGAAGAUGAGAACUAGUGCGCUGUUUUACACUAUGUUUCAAGAAGUUUAAAUGAAGGGAAGAAAAGAGGGUUGCAUUUAGAAGGGAGAAAAUUACUUAGGGAGCAUUUCUGUGUUAAGUGAGGCAAUGUAUACACAUGUUGAAGAUGAACUAAUGAGAUCAUUGUGUGGAACAUAUUUUCUGAGAGAUUCUGAAAGAAUUAGAGCAUAGGUGGAAGACUUUACCUUAGGCUGGAGAGAAAGGUAGCCUACAGAAAGAUAGGAAUGCAGAUAAGUUUCUGUUAUAAUUUGAAGGUGAAGGAAUUUCUAUCUGCUGACCUUAUUUUCUGUAAAGCCGGAGAAAGAUUUCACUUUUUUAAGAUGUUGACUAUAGUAGCAAUUUUUGGAUCUUUGGGUGCUUAAAAAUGUUAAUGAGUUUCAAUCUGUGUUUUGGAGACUUUUUAGGAAGUCAUGGCUCUGAGUUCACUCUAUACUCAUGUUUCAGUAAGAAAGCUCCACUUUUAUUCUAUAUGUUUGAUAUCUGUUACUUUUUGUGUUUUUUUUUAAGAAAAGAAUUUGCUGGUAAAUUAAAGUUUAAAAAGUACUUAGGAUAAGAAAGAAUGCUUUAAAAGAGUGAUAAGUCUGAACAGAGACUGGAAAGGAUUAUAGGAGUUCAACAAGUGCGUGGAGGUAGAUGGAAAGACAUUCACGUAGGGGAAAAGUUUGUGCAAUGGAAAGGAAGCAUAAGAGGACAUGAUGUCCUCACUGUACUCUUGUAAGUAGUAUUUUCUAAACUUCAUUUUCCAAUUAUUUGUUACUAGUACAUAGAAACAAAUUGAUUUUUAUAUAUUGACCGUAUAGCCAAUAACCUUGCUAAAUUGACUUUUUCUAAUAGCUUGUUUGUAGAUUCUUUGGAAUUUUCUGCAAACACAAUGAUCAUCUGUAAAUAAUGACCAUUUUAUUUUUCUCUUCUAGUUGUAAUACAUUUAAAAUUUUCUUCUUACAUUAUAGUACUAUAUACAAGCCAGUACAAUGUUGAAUAUGAAUGAUGGCAUUCAUUUUUCACCAUUUAAUGAUGUUACCUUUAAUUUGUCUGUGGAUAUCUGUUAUCAAAAUAGAAACAUACCCCUGUAUUCCCAGUGUGCUGUGAGUUUUUAUCAUAAAUGGGAGUAGUAUUUUGUCAUAUUUAUUUUCUGCAUUUAGUGAAAUAAUCAUAAUUUCUCUCUUCACACUUUUAAUAGGUGAUUAUAUGGACUGAAUUUUUAUGCUAACCGAUGUGUUCCUGAAAUAAAUUCUACCUGGUCAUGAUA
Molecule: messenger RNA, 6647 nt
Organism: Delphinapterus leucas (beluga whale)
Lineage: Eukaryota; Metazoa; Chordata; Mammalia; Artiodactyla; Monodontidae
Source: RefSeq, a predicted model, not a curated record